CGGGUGGGAGUGGCACCUUAUUCGUCGUGCAGCUCCCGCCAAGGCUUUCUGUCAACUACGAACUCUCGUACCGAAAAGAUACACCACCGGUCGACUGUCAACGCGUAUCGCGAUGCGCACGAUCGACAUUGUGACCAUUCCGCGGUGAAAUCAUUUCCAGUUAACAAUGUGACACGAGAUUAUUCGACAUUACGUACCUUGUUUUUCACGCUUCAUUUCCCUUUGUGUACACAUUGGAUAAUGAUUCUUCAGUGACGAGUGUUUCUCUCUUUCUCUUUCUCUCUCUCUCUCUCUCUCUUUCUCUCUCUGUUUAUUACCAUCGAUGGCAAUUGGAGCGUUAAUUUGUCGUGUGUAAUUACGUGGUGAUUGAGGGAUAUCGAUUUGGUCAUCGAGGAAUAGGAUAAUUACACUGGUUUACGGAUCAAAAGUGAUUGGAUAUGUGCACAGUGAAGUAAGGAUAGUGCGACGCAGUGAUGUCGAUCGAUAAUAUCGAUCGAGAUUUGGAGAAAGGGGGCAGCAGCGACAAUUAACUUCGUAGACAGUGUCACGUGGUGUGCGGACUAAGUGACACGUGACUAUGUCGCGUUCGAAUGCGUUUUCAAGAUUUUCUGGAAGUUACUAGAAGUUUGUGUUUAUAAUAUCGUUAAAUAGUGCAACAGAAGAUGGAAAAAAAUAAUAUGUAAUACAGUGUGUCGCAUAAGAGAAAACAAGGAACACGAAGAUGCGAUAGGAUUGCAUUGAUGCUGAAUAAUGUGUCUUUGAGGAAAGAUACUACCACUGUGGAUAAUUAAUCUGGAUACUAAUUAGUCGUAAGCCAAAGAGACAAAUGCGGAUGGCUUACUGGUUCAACGAAUUUGCUGAUUAAACUCGCCAUCGGACGAGCGACUAGUAUCCGGAUGAAAGGGCAGGUUAAUGAGACCGGGGAGACGCCUCGAAAGCUUCUCGUAAGAACACGAUACUGGAGAAACGGGCUCCGCGGUCCGAAAGUGCAGAGAAAAUUGGCAAUUUCCAUCGAGAGAAGAUAAGAAAAAGGAUGUGGGUCACUUAAAUAUAACAAGCUUUUUUUUUUUUUUUAUCUAGCUUCUGUCGAGUGAUCCACGAGCGUCUUCACGAGUGUAUUCGGUUGAGAAGAAUAUUCGUAAUUCGAUGAUUUUAAUGAGUUCCGUUUUGAUCAAGAUUAUUUAUGUGUAUUAGAAAUAACAAAAUUUAAAAAUAUUUCUGUCUUUAAUAGGCGAGCUAUUUUUUUUAUUUUUAGAAAAUUAAAUAAAUAAUAAAACGUUACGAGGUGAUAAAAGUUUUAAGUAUACCUUCCUCUAUCAAAUUGGAUUAUCGAAAACAUAUUAAUCUCUUAUACUGUAAAGAUUCAAGAGAUGAUAUUGGAAAAGAACUAUUGUCCAAUUUUUGAAAAUUUUACAAGAUAAUUAAAUUCCAUUGCGUAAAGACGUAAAAAGAUGGUCGAAAAGACAUUUCGUUCGUACCAGAUCGGAAAGAUAUAUGAAUAAAAUAUCAAUCUCGGAUUUACUUUCCCAACUUUUUAAUGAAAGAAUCAUUCGAUUUAAUGUUCCGCAAAACUUCAUCACCGAGAAAAUUUCGAGCACUUUAUUCCUCGAUCUUUGGACUAGAAUCAAACUAUCCGGAAUAAAGAACGAAAGAAAGAGUUGGUUCGAGAAAGAAAGUUCCGAAACGAUCUCCAGCAUUUCGUCACCUUGAUCCAAACGAUCUCGGCGGUCUCCGCCCAUCGAACGUUGAAAACGUUCGAGCCACACGGAGGAAUUGAUCGAGGAAUCCCGAACAAAAUUCUUUCGUAUUUCUCUAACCACGAGAACCUGUAGGCGGGGAAAUAAAAGGAACGAGCCGUAAUCUACCAAAGUGGAAACUCGCCAAGUCAAGUUAAAGACGUCCUCUGUCGAGGCUAUCCAAGUGUCUUCCCAAUUCUUCGGAUUAACAGUCGCAAGGGUGCAAAUUACACGGAGUGAGCGAUUUCCUCGAGGGACGAUCGGUCUACGCCCGAGUGACAUUUCUCAGAUGUCGAGCGAACGAUGAAGCACUCGAGGCGAGCGAGUGGCUUGAGUGCCACUUCGAUCGCAAACGAUUCGUGUUCCAGGUGCGAGGGAAAGUGUCCGACGAAAAUGCGGCUCGCACUACUGCUGCUGCUCUUCUCUUUGUUCGGGACAGGCUCGUCCAUCCAUCUCCUGAGGAUAGACGUGCCGAGUAUAGCCGAUCCGAGGUGGGAAAAAGUGGCGCUCAGAUGCGAGUACGAUCUGGACGGCGAGGAAUUGUACUCCGUGAAGUGGUACAAGGAUGGCUUGGAGUUCUUCAGGUUUAUGCCCGGCUCGAGGCCGCCUGGUCGUGAUUUCCAGCUGGAAGGGGUGUACGUGGACGUGAACAAGAGCGAUAGCAAACAAGUGACGCUGUUGGGACAGGCGAACAAUCGGAGAGUGAAGGUGAACCUUGUGGGGUUGUACGGGUGCGAGGUGUCCUCGGAGGGGCCGAAUUUCCUCACGAUCUUCGGCGAGGCGAACAUGAGCUUGGCGAUCCCCCCCAAGGAACGACCCACCCUCCGUGGCCUUCGACCCUCUUACGAGGCGGGCGAGACGCUCCAAGUGGAAUGCAGCUCGGCGGCCAGCUACCCUCCGGCCCGGCUCGUCUUCAUCCUCAACGGGAAAGAGGUGAACAAAGGGUUGAUCAGAGAAUUGCCGAGCACGAGCCCGACGGAGGACAGCCUCGUGUCCUCGACUCGUCUCGGCCUCACUCUUCGAUUGGAACGACACCAUUUCCCCGGAGGGACUUUAACUAUCACCUGUCAGUCCACGUUGCCCAGGAUCAGGGGCGACAGGGCGCUCGAGAGGGUGGAAACCGCGACGUUGGCCGCGAGCAAUCAACGACUGGCGCAGGAACCGCCCAGAUCCGGUUCAACGAUCGAUGCCCGACCCGUUUCGAUCUCGAUCUGCUGUUUAUUAGCGAUCUUACCAUCGUUCAAUCACGCAAAAGCGGAGUAUAAAGCGAGGCGUCUGAUCGGUUCAGGGGAGAGAAGACAGGUACAAAUCUGUGUUUCAAGGAUAUUCGACGUAACCAACGACGAAGUGAGACCAGCACGGAUUUAAUUCGUCAGAUUGGGGACACUGAUUACAGAGAAUUACUCGCGAUACCUUCUUGGUACAGUUGGGUAAGUCUUCCAGUUCAGAAUUGCUGGAGGAAGUCAGAGAGGAUCGAGGCUUUCUGACUUCGAGUUUUCUUCGAUUCUGUUUGCCCUACCCGGUGUAAUUAACCUACCGUCCUUCUCUCUCUCUCUCUUUCUCUCUUCUUUCUUAAUAAUCACUUCGAGCUCGAGCUGCUAAUCUUCCAAGUUUUAUGGGGAACGGGGGAAUCGUUUAAAAGUUCCGUUUCCAUGGAAAGCCCCGUUUUUAGAUCGUUCGAGCUCGUUUCCUUCCGAUCGAAUGUUUUGAUCUCGUUUUGUUAAUGUCAGGGACGAUUCGUCGUCGUUGUGUUCUUGGUCGAGAUGAUUUUAUAACGUUUUAGUUUGCGAGAGAAUUGUGGAUUCCUGUUUCGUUUCGCUCUUGUUGGAUUUCGAGAGAUGUGUAAAUGUAUU
Molecule: messenger RNA, 3589 nt
Organism: Apis cerana (Asiatic honeybee)
Lineage: Eukaryota; Metazoa; Arthropoda; Insecta; Hymenoptera; Apidae
Source: RefSeq, a predicted model, not a curated record